This is a messenger RNA of Saccoglossus kowalevskii, 522 nucleotides long. RefSeq names its product sulfotransferase 1C4-like. NCBI's taxonomy places the organism in Eukaryota, Metazoa, Hemichordata, Enteropneusta, Harrimaniidae. Gene Ontology annotation, molecular function: sulfotransferase activity. The record is from RefSeq and is a predicted model, not a curated record.
AUGUCACUUGCAAGAAUUAUCUAUAUUGCUCGUAACCCCAAAGACACAGCAGUAUCGCUAUACUAUAUGAUGAAACUUAUGCCUGUGUUUGGAAAUUACAUUAAGUCUUGGAACCAUUCUUAUCAGUUAUUUUUCAGUGGUAAAGUUGGAUUUGGUGAUUGGUUUGAUCAUGUGUUGGAUUGGAAUAAACAUAACGAGGAAGACAAUAUAAUAUUUGUAAAGUAUGAAGACAUGAAGAAGGAUAUCAGGGCUACCAUAAAGAAGAUUGCUCUGUUCUUAGAUAUUGAAGUGACAGAUGAUGUCAUGCAAAGAAUUGUGGAAUACUCUUCCAUCAAGAAAAUGAGAGAAAACAAGGCAGUAAACCUAAUGAAAGGAAACGUGGACAACCAUACUGUAAGCUUUAUCCGCAAAGGAAUCGUCGGUGACUGGGUGAAUCAUUUCACUGUGGCUCAAGACGCACAUUUUGAGAAGAUGUAUGAAAAACGUAUGAAAGGCUCGGGUUUAGUUUUUGACUUUUACUAA